Messenger RNA from Dicrocoelium dendriticum, 1208 nucleotides. Lineage: Eukaryota; Metazoa; Platyhelminthes; Trematoda; Plagiorchiida; Dicrocoeliidae. The record is from the annotation of a GenBank genome assembly.
UGAACUCUCCACUUUCCGCCAUUGCUGGAUACAAAAAUGAAGAUCGGUGAACCACGCCCGGAACAAACCGCUACAGUAGAGGCAAUUGUUCGUGAACUAAAAAAUCUAGAUGAAAACGCUUUCCCAGCUUUGCACGCGCUUGCCGAGAAUGAGCUGUUCAGACUCCGCGGUGGGAUUGCUGAUUCGAUCGACAUCGUUUCCAAUCGCCAGGUCAAGAUAAGGGCGAGGGUAGAAAUUCCAAGUUCCCAGUAUCCAAAUAUUAAUUUCGUUGGGAAGCUCCUUGGUCCAGGUGGCCAGACACUCAGGGCGGCUCAAGAGAACACGAAGACUAAAAUGGCCAUAUUAGGUGCGGGCUCGUUACGCGAUGAUUCGAAGGAGCGUGAACUGUUGUCCAGCGGUGAUCCUAAGUACCAGCAUCUAAAGCAGAAGCUACACCUGCAGGUUGAUAGCCUCGCUCCUCCAGCGGAGGCUUAUUAUCGAUUAUCGCACGCUCUUGCAGAGCUCCGCAAAAUCAUGCUGCCGGAGACAAGUGAAUUUCCACCACCACCUUGGGUACCACAAGGUUCGCCCUCGAUGGCAUCUCCAAUGGGAGUUGGCCGAAUGCGGGACGGAAGGUCGCCGAACCCUCGUGGGCCCUUCCACGUACCCCCACCCAGUUCACCUUUUCGGGGUCGAGGGAAGCCUUGGAUUAAUCGUACACCAACGUCUAACGGCAACCCGAUUAUGACAACACCGACGAGCGUUGCACCGGAUGCUUACAACAAUGGUGCCGUCCAACCUGUUUACCCCAACAUGACCAUGUAUGAACAACAGUCGUACCCGACGACGAAUGUGUACGAAGAGUUCGGCGCAACGUACGGACAAGACGACUCUUGGGGAAAAGUUGGUGUAACUGAUGGCCGUGGUCGUGGUCGAGCCCAUCCGUACGCCCGCCCCGGAAUGAAAAUCGAUGAAACGCAAUAGUCGCGGGUAUAUAACCAAAAAAGACUACCAAUCAUCUACAUCCAUUGUCGAGAUAAUUCAGUUAACACAGCCAAACUGAAGCCAGACCUGCAUUUGUGUACGCCUCUAUGAAUCAGUCACCUAUUAAUCGGAUAAAAUUUGCAUAACAUUUCCAACCGCUUCUUUGUAGUAAUGUCUGGGUUGAGUCUGUUUUUGUUGCCGUUAAAUACAUCAAUAUCUAAAUAAUUGUUAAUGCGAUCUUUUCC